This is a messenger RNA of Diplodia corticola, 1587 nucleotides long. Its product is annotated as nacht domain protein. Bases 1 to 1587 code for a protein of 528 amino acids. The transcript has 2 exons. Lineage: Eukaryota; Fungi; Ascomycota; Dothideomycetes; Botryosphaeriales; Botryosphaeriaceae. The record is from RefSeq and is a predicted model, not a curated record.
AUGGAUGAUGUCCAGCGGAUAGUGCACCACACCCAAGCAGAGUACGACAAGCGAGGAAGAGGUCGCAAAAGGGUGCUGCAGUGGCUGCACAGUUUCUCCAUCCGCAUUGCCCAUUACGAACGUGUCCUCGACGCAUUGGCACAGCAUCACCCGGAGUAUGUGUCGCUUGCAUGGGGGGCUCUGAAGUUGGUUUUUACGUACGCUAAGGGGAUCAUCAACCACCAUGAGCUUGUGGAAAAGCUUGCCGAAGCUUUAGCCAGCAUCGGUGACAUACUGGCCCAAGUCAAGCUUACCGCGGAGCUGUAUCAAACAGAAAGGAUGGGACAAGCCAUCGCGCAGCUCUACGUCUGUAUCAUCAAGUUCUUCGUCAAGGUGAUUAUAUGGUACAAGCACGGCUCAGGAACUCGCAUGGUACUAUCCAUCUUCAAUCCUUUCGAUGUUUCGUUCAAGAACACUUUGGAACAGCUCAGGGACGUUACAGAUACAAUCAACAAUCUUGCCAAUCAGGCCAACCAAGCAGAGGUUCGAGACAUUCACGGCAUAGUCAGAGAAGUUAAUGGCAAGCUGCACGAUGUUCAAGGCAGGGUACAAGACAUGCGGGACACCAUUCAAGAUGCCCAUGGGACAAUCAAAGACGUCAAGGGUGAAGUCGAUGGCAUGAAACUUUGCCUACAGAUGCUCAUGGAUAAAUUCGGUCAGAACAUGGUCGGCUGCGAGUACUACAGAGACGCUGUUGCCAAAGCUGUGGACGCUCGGAUGUACCUUGCCAGCAAGCCUUUGUUGAACGUUCGAGACGGCGAACGUUUUGGGCAGUCCGUCCUUUCCCAACUGAAAACUUCGCUGGACCCUGAACGGAAUCUCCACAAACAGCAGGUUCUGAUCAAAAAUCGCCAGAAAAAGCCCGGAUACGUCUUCGACGUAGGCAGCGUCCUCGCCGCACUGAAUCAGUGGAGCUCAUGUCCAAACUCCUCUCUCCUGGUACUUCAAUCGGCACCUCGAGCCAACGUUGCGGCCAAAAGUCUAUGCGUCCAGUUAAUUACCCAAAUCCGUAUUCAUCACGACAACGUUUUCUACAUCCUGUCUCAACCGGGCUCCGAAAAAUAUGAGCCCUCUAUGGAGAACAUUUUGAAGAGUCUCGUGGCCCAAGCCAUAGGCCGGGACAGCAAGAUCCUGCCGAGUUUGCACGAUGGCUUCAACUUUGACAAAGUGAUAGCUAGCCACUCUGAGGGAGAAUGGCUGGAGCUUCUGGGCCGCAUUCUCUGUAAGAUUGGCAUGUCCGUCAUCAUCGUGGAGAGCGAGGAUCUCUACCGGCUUAACGGCGGCGACGAGGCGUGGCGGCUUCGCUUCCUUUCAACUUUCAAGCAAUUGACACAGUACGUUGAAGCAGCUGGUGCGACUUUGAAAACGCUCGUGUUGAGCUUCGGCGCCUCCGCUCAGCAGGUAGUGGCUACAUUGGGAAGUGGACCAAACAUCCUACAGGCAACGGUUCAUCGAGCAUCUCCGUUGCCUCCUCGCUUGAAACGAUCAGCUGCGGCAAGAUCGGAGAAGCAACGGAAGAGUCUGCGGGCACUUGAGCUGAAGCUUUAG